AUGUCGGCUACAAUAUCCAUUAGGUACUCUACACUUCACAGCUGGAGGGGUACCCAGCGUCCUGUGCGUCUUCACGUCCAUUACGGCUACCCUCUAAUUCCAUAUGCCAAGUUUGCCUUGCCACUCAUCUCAAAGUCCGGAACGAACAACUUGCAACAUAUGCGACAACUCUCCACUGCAGACUUUCAAGAUGUUGUUCGCCCGAAUGUGGAUACACUCUACUCACUGGCGAUCUUGGACUUGUCUGCGGGUGAUCUUGUAAUCGAAGUCCCCAACAUUACGGACCGGUACUGGGUGUUCCCAUUCUAUGACGUAUAUGGCAAUAACUAUGCCAACCUAGGCAGUGUUGGGCACAACCGACCCGGAAAAUAUCGUAUUCGCUAUGGCGGCGCCCACAGGCAUGAACCAGGCGUCCGAAUCUGCAGGAACACCGCUCGCUCUAUCACAAAUGAUCCCGCUUGCGACGGAUAUCAGGGAAUCGUCAAUGCUCCGACUCCCUAUGGGACAUUCGUGGGUCGUCUGCUCGUGAAGGACAACAGCACGGAUCUCCAGCGCGUUUACAUGAUUCAGAACCAGACCGCCCUAUAUCCUGCGGCAGCUCCGAGGCACGGUAAUAGCGCGCAUGCCCCGAAACUGACCACCAGUAUCCUCAAUGUCUCGCUGUCCGCCGACAUCCCGAACAGAAUUAUGCAGAUGACCGCUCGCAUCUCACCGUUCAGCCCUCCGCGUAGCAUCUCCGACAGGCCCCAUGUGGAACGGAUGCUCCGAAAGGCUGGAAUAAAAAAUGGACGGUACACGCCGACUCAGAGCAACUUAACCGCACUGGCGGAGAGGGCUGAAGCAGCAGUCUUUAGCCACGCCAAGAUGCCGCAGACUCGCAUGAACUUGGGGCAUGAUUGGGUGGCAAUGACUCCCUCGGCUCAGGGGGAUUAUGGAACGGAUUAUCAGAUGCGAUACUACGUGGCUUACACGGGGUAUCUGGCACUGACGUCCGGGGAAGCCAUCUAUCCCUCCUAUCAGGAUCCGUUGAAUGACGGGAGUGCCACGCUGACGUUAGGAAAUGAUGAGGCGUAUAUGUUGACAUUCCAAAGCAAACCACCACUUGAGGAGACGGGCUUCUGGAGCCUGACUGGCUAUAAUGCGCAACAGUAUCUAAUCGCCAACCCGUUGGAUCGCUAUGCUGUCGGAGACCGGUCUGGGUUGACUUAUCCUGAUGGAUCCCUCGUGUACGGAGCACAGACUACGAAUCAGACCUUCCAGGUGCUUGUCCAACCAGCAGACGUCGCCCCUCCAGCAAACUGGACAUCGAAGUGA
Aspergillus terreus NIH2624 is the source of this 1314-nucleotide messenger RNA. RefSeq lists its product as uncharacterized. Lineage: Eukaryota; Fungi; Ascomycota; Eurotiomycetes; Eurotiales; Aspergillaceae. Bases 1 to 1314 code for a protein of 437 amino acids. The record is from RefSeq and is a predicted model, not a curated record. The transcript has 3 exons.